AUGACCAAAACUACUCAACUCAGCUCGGAUCAAUACCUAUUCCUGAUCCUCGUUGGCUACAGAAUCGUCAACGCUCUAGUCGUCCGCACAUAUUUCGAUCCCGAUGAAUAUUGGCAAUCAGUUGAAGUCGCUCAUGGACUUGUAUUUGGAUAUGGCUAUAUGACAUGGGAAUGGAAGGAAGGUAUUAGAUCUAUCCUGCAUCCUCUGAUCUUUGGUUGUGUGUACAAGAUCCUGGCUAGCAUUGGGGCUCCUUCCAAAUGGAUUAUACUGGGUCCACGAGUCUUUCAAGGAGUGGUUGCUGCUAUUGGAGAUUUAUUUAUGGUUAAAUUAGCGAGGAAGAUGUUUGAUCGGGAGGCUGGUCAAUGGACGCUCUUUUGCAUGGUCACGUCCUGGUUUUGGUUCUAUGCUGGUAUACGAACAUAUUCCAAUUCUAUGGAAGCAGUUUUGACUUGGGUUGGCCUGUACUUUUGGCCAUGGACGACUUCCUCAAGACUCACUGCAUCGCUACUCGCUGCAUACCUAACGUUCGUGAUACGCCCUACUGGGGUCAUGUUAUGGAGUUUCUUGGGCCUGAGUCUACUCAUACGAGCGAAUAGGAAAAUUUCAGUUCUUUUGAAAGCUUUGGCUGUUGGUGCAAGUGUGAUCGCAAUAUCAUUUACACUAGACAGAAUAUUUUUCAGGAGAUGGACAUGCACAUUUUGCAACUUUGCAUAUCUCAACAUCGUUGAGGGCAUAUCGUCAUACUAUGGCACGCAUCCUUGGCAUUGGUAUAUAACUCAAGGACUGCCCGUCAUUAUGGGCACGCAUCUACCGUUCGCGAUAUACGGAAUGAUGAACAAUCGUACACCAAAACUAUCUACACUCACACAAGCCAUGGCAGGAACAUUAUCAGUAUAUAGUCUCCUAGAACACAAAGAAUUUCGAUUCUUGUUACCUCUAUUAGGUCCCGGAAUGAUGUUUGCGGGUAAAGGUCUUGCUGUAUUUUGUAAACGCGGAAAGUGGAUUGCUCGUUCGACAAUCUUGACGAUUGUCGUAUCGAAUGCUGUGGCUGCCUACUACUUUUCGACAAUGCAUAAACGGGGAGUGGUACAAGUUAUAGAGUACUUGCGACAAGUACGCGGGAAUGUAACAGAUGUGGUGUUUUUGAUGCCAUGUCAUUCGACCCCGUUUUAUUCUCAUCUGCAUGCGCCUAUACCCAUGAGGUUCUUGUCAUGUGAGCCUCCAUUAAGGAUUGAACAGAAACAAUACUACCGAGAUGAAACCACACUGUUUCAUCAAUCCGUCGAGAACUUUAUAGUAGCGUUUUUCGCUCCACGAAUCUCUGAAAACAUGACUGCACCAUGGCGUCCACGUUUUGCUGAACGUGAGGAUAUACCGCCGCCACGUCAAAAUUAUACCAUUAAACGAUACAAGUGGCCUUCUCAUCUAGUGUUUUAUGAGAAUAUUGAGGAUGAGUUGAAGAAAGUUAUACAAUGGACUGAUUAUAGAGAGUGUGCCCGAUUCUUUAAUGGCUACUUUGCUGAUGAUCCGCGUCAAAGCGGUGACGUGGUUGUUUAUUGUAGAGAUGCGGCUGCUGGUGAAUCCAAGACUCCCUUGCCAAAGACUCAAAGUGUCGAAUCAUCAAAAGAUGCCGAGAAGAAGCGAGUGGAGGAGUAA
This is a messenger RNA of Synchytrium microbalum, 1656 nucleotides long. RefSeq lists its product as uncharacterized. Lineage: Eukaryota; Fungi; Chytridiomycota; Chytridiomycetes; Synchytriales; Synchytriaceae. Gene Ontology annotation, cellular component: endoplasmic reticulum membrane. Gene Ontology annotation, molecular function: alpha-1,2-mannosyltransferase activity. The record is from RefSeq and is a predicted model, not a curated record. The coding region runs from base 1 to 1656 and encodes 551 amino acids. Gene Ontology annotation, biological process: GPI anchor biosynthetic process. The transcript is spliced from 7 exons.